Penicillium malachiteum is the source of this 1314-nucleotide messenger RNA. Its product is annotated as translation initiation factor eIF2B subunit beta. The transcript is spliced from 4 exons. Gene Ontology annotation, biological process: translational initiation. The coding region runs from base 1 to 1314 and encodes 437 amino acids. The record is from RefSeq and is a predicted model, not a curated record. Gene Ontology annotation, molecular function: translation initiation factor activity; guanyl-nucleotide exchange factor activity. NCBI's taxonomy places the organism in Eukaryota, Fungi, Ascomycota, Eurotiomycetes, Eurotiales, Aspergillaceae. Gene Ontology annotation, cellular component: eukaryotic translation initiation factor 2B complex.
AUGCCGUCAACGGCUUUAGCCCUGACACCGGGCCUGGCGUCCUUCUUGAAAUCCCUCAAGACAAACCCGAUUGAUACUUCUAUUGAAAAUUUGGUCUCGCUGCUCAAACGACGCCAAAUCCGUCAUUCUCGAUCAUGCGCCACAGCAACUGCCUACUUGCUCCUCCGAGUAGUCUCAGCAUGUCGUACCUCUGAAUCUGCCAGGCUCAUUGAGCGUGUGCAGAGCGUUGGUAGACGUCUCAUGGCGGCCCAGCCGCGCGAGAUGGUAGUGGGGAACAUUGUGCGACGAGUCCUCGGCCUUAUCCGUGACGAGGCGGAAGAUGACCGCGAAGCUGAGUUCGCAUUGAGCGAAGCAGGAUCUGAAAGCCAGCCACAAACUCCUCGUGCUUUUGACGAUUCAUCCUUGCCUUUGGAUCGUGAUAUGCUUGGUCUCCGCGGCGAAGGCGCAGAACGGUCUACCUCGCGACCUCCCUUAACAUCCAUGUUCAGUCUUCUUUCCCACCCCGAACCCGAACACUCCCUCCCCAGUACCCCGGGUACCCAGUCGCCAAAUGGCCGUUUGUUCAGCCCUGGUCAAAGCAAGGAUGUACGAGCUGAGGUCUUGGAGGGUAUCAACGAGAUCAUUGAUGAGUUGGGUCAGGUAGAUGACCAGAUUGCCGCUUAUGCGUUGGACCACAUCCACUCCAACGAAAUCAUCCUCACACACACCUCCUCCACAACAGUACAGAAGUUCUUGCUGAAGGCUGCUGCAAAGCGCAAGUUCACUGUUAUCAUUGCUGAAUCAUUCCCGAACAACCACGAGGCUACACAUGCUACUAUCAGUGGCACUAGCCUCGGUGAUGAUGAGAAUCUGACCUUCGACUCUUUCCAAAAACCUUUGAUUGCUCACGGCAUUACCGUGAUCCUUAUUCCUGACUCUGCCGUCUUCGCCCUAAUGUCCCGUGUCAACAAGGUCAUUCUGGGAACUCACUCCGUCCUGGCUAACGGUGGCCUGGUUGCUUCUGCCGGUACUCGUGUUAUUGCUCGCGCUGCCAAGGUCCACCAGACCCCUGUGGUUGUUGUCAGCGGUGUCUACAAAUUAAGCCCCGUUUAUCCAUUCGACUUUGACUCUCUCAUUGAGUAUGGUGAUGCCAGCAAGGUUCUGCCCUAUGAGGAUGGAGAUCUCGUCGACAAGAUCGAUGUGCAGAACCCCAUUUACGACUAUGUCCCAGCGGAACUGAUCGAUCUCUACAUCACAAACUUAGGUGGCCAUGCCCCAACAUAUCUCUACCGUAUUGUGUCCGAUCACUACCGAAAGGAGGAUAUCAGCUUUUAG